Molecule: messenger RNA, 5645 nt
Organism: Delphinapterus leucas (beluga whale)
Lineage: Eukaryota; Metazoa; Chordata; Mammalia; Artiodactyla; Monodontidae
Gene: MMS19
Product: MMS19 cytosolic iron-sulfur assembly component
Cellular component (GO): cytosolic [4Fe-4S] assembly targeting complex; MMXD complex
Source: RefSeq, a predicted model, not a curated record
UCCCACGGUUUCCAGUUCGCGUCAUGGCCGCCGCCGCCGCCGCCGCCGCUCUAGAGGCGGUGGCGCCUACGGGCGCGCUGUGGGGCCUCGUGCAAGACUUCGUCAUGGGUCAGCAGGAGGGCCCCGCUGACCAAGUGGCUGCAGAUGUGAAAUCUGGAAGCUAUACGGUGUUACAAGUGGUGGAAGCCCUUGGGUCCUCUCUAGAGAAUCCAGAACCCCGAACUCGAGCACGAGGAAUCCAGCUCUUGUCACAGGUGCUACUGCAGUGUCACUCCUUGCUCCUGGAGAAGGAAGUGGUACACUUGAUCCUAUUCUAUGAGAACCGGCUGAAGGACCAUCAUCUUGUGAUCCCGUCUGUCCUGCAGGGUUUGAGGGCACUUAGCCUGUGUGUGGCCCUGCCCCCAGGGCUGGCUGUCUCCGUGCUUAAAGCCAUCUUCCAGGAGGUCCACGUACAGUCCCUGCCACAGGUGGACCGACACACAGUCUACAGUAUCAUCACCAACUUCAUGCGAACCCGGGAAGAAGAGCUGAAGGGCCUAGGAGCUGAUUUCACCUUUGGCUUCAUCCAGGUGAUGGAUGGGGAAAAGGAUCCCCGUAAUCUUCUGGUGGCCUUCCGCAUCGUCCAUGACCUCAUCUCCAGAGACUAUAGCCUGGGACCCUUUGUGGAGGAGUUGUUUGAAGUGACAUCCUGUUACUUCCCUAUUGAUUUUACCCCUCCACCUAAUGAUCCCCAUGGUAUCCAGAGAGAAGAUCUCAUCCUGAGUCUUCGAGCUGUGCUGGCUUCUACACCACGAUUUGCUGAGUUCCUGCUCCCCCUGCUGAUUGAGAAAGUGGAUUCCGAGAUUCUGAGUGCCAAGCUGGAUUCUCUGCAGACUCUGAAUGCUUGCUGUGCUGUGUACGGACAGAAAGAACUGAAGGACUUCCUCCCCAGCCUUUGGGCUUCUAUCCGCAGAGAGGUGUUCCAGACGGCAAGUGAGCGGGUAGAGGCCGAGGGCCUGGCAGCCCUUAACUCCCUGACUGCGUGUUUGUCUCGCUCUGUGCUGAGGGCUGAUGCUGAGGACCUCCUUGACUCCUUCCUUAGCAACAUUCUACAGGACUGCAGGCACCAUCUGUGUGAACCAGACAUGAAACUGGUGUGGCCUAGUGCCAAAUUGUUGCAGGCGGCUGCAGGUGCGUCUGCCCGGGCCUGUGACCACAUCACCAGCAACGUGCUGCCCCUACUGCUGGAACAGUUCCACAAGCACAGUCAGAGCAACCAGCGGCGGACAAUCCUUGAAAUGAUCCUGGGUUUCUUGAAGCUGCAACAGAAAUGGAGCUAUGAAGACAAGGAUGAAAGGCCUCUGAGUGGCUUCAAGGACCAGCUGUGCUCACUGGUAUUCAUGGCCCUGACGGACCCCAGCACCCAGCUUCAGCUUGUUGGCAUCCGUACACUCACAGUCUUGGGUGCCCAGCCAGAUCUCCUGUCUUCUGGGGACUUGGAGCUGGCAGUGGGUCACCUAUACAGACUGAGCUUCCUGGAGGAGGAUUCCCAGAGUUGGGUGGCAGCACUGGAAGCAUCAGGAACCCUGGCCACUCUCUACCCUGUGGCCUUCAGCAGCCACCUAGUGCCCAGGCUUGCUGGGGAGCUCUGUAUAGAGGAGUCAGAUUUGGCUAGAGGGGAUGGGCCCACCAAAUGCUCCCGGCAUCGGCGCUGUCUGCAAGCCUUGUCAGCUAUAUCCACACAUGCCAGUAUUGUCAAGGAGACCCUGCCUCUUCUGCUGCAGCAUCUCCGCCAGAUGAACAAAGGGAAUACGGUUGCAGGAACAAGUGAAGUUAUUGCUGUCUGUCAGAGUCUCCAGCAGGUGGCAGAAAAAUGCCAGCAAGACCCCGAGAGCUGCUGGUAUUUCCAUCAGACAGCUAUACCUUGCCUGCUUGCCUUGGCUGUGCAGGCUUCCAUGCCAGAGAAGGAGCACCCAGUUCUGAAGAAAGUGCUGUUGCAGGAUGAGGUCUUGGCCGCCAUGGUGUCUGUCAUUGGCACUGCCACCACCCACUUGAGCCCUGACUUGGCUGCCCAGAGUGUCGCCCACAUUGUGCCCCUUUUCUUGGAUGGCAACAUCACAUUCCUGCCUGAAAACAGCUUCCCUGGCAGAUUCCAACCAUUCCAGGAUGGCUCCUCAGGGCAGAGGCGGCUGGUUGCACUGCUUAUGGCCUUUGUCUGCUCCCUGCCUCGAAAUGUGGAAAUCCCUCAGCUGAACCAACUCAUGCGGGAACUUUUAGAGCUGAGCUGCUGCCACAACUGCCCCUUCUCCUCCACUGCUGCUGCCAAGUGCUUUGCAGGACUUCUGAACAAGCAUCCUGCAGGGCAACAGCUGGAUGAAUUCCUACAGCUGGCUGUGGACAAAGUGGAGGCUGGGCUGAGCUCUGGGCCCUAUCGUAGUCAGGCCUUCACACUGCUUCUCUGGGUCACAAAGGCCCUAGUGCUCAGAUAUCAUCCUCUCAGCUCCUGCCUUACAGACCGGCUCGUGGGCCUCCUGAGUGAUCCAGAACUAGGCCCAGCAGCAGCUGAUGGCUUCUCUCUGCUCAUGUCUGACUGCACUGAGGUGCUGACUCGUGCUGGCCAUGCUGAAGUGCGAAUCAUGUUUCGCCAGCGGUUCUUCACGGAUAACGUGCCUGCUUUGGUCCGGGGUUUCCAUGCUGCUCCUCGAGAUGUGAAGCCAAAUUACCUGAAGGGUCUGUCUCAUGUACUUAACAGGCUGCCAAAGCCUGUGCUCUUGCCGGAGCUGCCCACGCUGCUUUCCUUGCUGCUGGAGGCCCUGUCCUGCCCAGACUCUGUGGUACAGCUCUCCACCCUCAGCUGCCUUCAGCCUCUUCUACUGGAAGCACCCCAAGUAAUGAGUCUUCACGUUGACACCCUCGUCACCAAGUUCCUAAACCUCAGCUCCAGCCCUUCCAUGGCUGUCCGGAUCGCUGCACUGCAGUGUAUGCACGCUGUUACUCACCUGCCCACCCCCGUGCUGCUGCCGUACAAACUGCAGGUGAUCCGGGCCUUAGCCAAACCCCUGGAUGACAAGAAGAGACUGGUGCGUAAGGAAGCAGUGUCAGCCAGGGGAGAAUGGUUUCUGCUGGGGAGCCCUGGCAGCUGAGCCCUCCAUCCUGGCCUACACUGUUCUGAAAGACAAUCUAACCUGAAAUUACUAACUAUCAAGCCAUCUUGCCCAAAGCAGGGAGAUGACUGGCUUCUGAUUGCCUUUCCCACAGACACCGCACAAAUGCUGGGCCUCUGUCGCAUGGCUGUACAAGAAACAGAGGAAUCCUGACUUGUAAUGGAUUUGUGAAGUAACUGAGUGCGAGACUCCUUGUGUUUGAAGAAUGACCUUGGUCUUGGGGCUCUUGCAUUUAUAUGUCAGAAAAAGUGAGAUAUGCUGCUGAGGGUGAAUACAGAUGAGCGUGGCCCCGAGGACCAGGGAUGGUGGCGUGUGUGUACCUGCUGGAGAGUAAAGAUUCUUUUGGUAAUGGGGCCGUCAGUUAUUUCCCUCUCUCCACUUAUGCCUCAGCAGUACAUAACCAGAAGCAACACUGCAUAAGCUAGAGGAACAGUAGUGAUAGGAACUGGCCAGGAAUUCUUCAGGACAUCCAACCCCUCCAAGUGGGGCAGAGGUGGCAGGACCGUUAACACCCACUCACUAGGCCUUGACCCUGACUUUCCCCUUCCCCGCCCCACAAGAGAAAGGCAAAGAGUGAAAAGCUACAUAUCUUUAAAAAAUCAAAUACCUUUAUUUUUGCUCCCUUCAGCACAUGAGAAGUGGCAGUGACCUCAGCAGUAGGCCUGGUAUCUUUGCCCUGUUGAGAAGCCAGGAUCUCAGCUCUACCAUUCAGGUGUUUUCUCAGACGGCAAGUGGAAGAGGUGGUAGCCAACCCCAGUGCUGUAAGCUGGAGGAGGUCGGGGUCAGUACCUGGCAAGGUUGCUAGCUGCCUGAUCUCCAGUCUGGGGCUGGAACUUCUGUUUGCCUGAGUAAAGGGACAUCAGUCCUAGGGUUUUUCCACAUCAUGCCUUGCUUCCGCCAUGGCCGGGAGACUGGUCCUUGAGCUGUCCCUGCAUGGUACCGUAAGGCAGGCCCACUGGCUCUUUUUGCUCAAGGAUUCCAAGAAGCUAUCCUUGGAGGCCCUUGAGGCAAUGUCGGAAGCAGGGUGGUGCUCAAGUUGUGGCUGACACACUCCAGCUCACACUGCCAUCACAGAGGCUGAGUGCGCGGUCACCCAGGGAGGGGGAUCCCAGCUCAUUCCGUUCCCAUGGGGCAGGUGACUGGAAGGUAACAACACCCGAGUCAGCCAAUGCCUAUAAAAGAAGACAGAAAUACUUGUGAGAUCUAAGAUUUCCUAGUCUUCCUUCCUGAGCCUCAUUCCUCAGCAAAGAUAUAUCAAGGUAGUCUGAAGCUACCCUGGCGUUCAUCGCAAAAGUAAUAAAAGUUACAGUUCUGUCCAAUAAAUGUGCCCUCUGGUGCCUUGAAGGCCUUUAGAGGUUUUGAGCUAAACUUCUAAGGGGCCACUGUAAGCACAGUGACAGGAGUAAUAGGAUGGGAAAAGGAAGAGGGCAGGUACUUCCAGUCACCUACUUAUUACUGCCUCAGUAGUUGCAAUUUGAAGAAUGAUUUACCUUUGUCUCUUGGGCUGAGGGAACUAGCUUCAUUUAUUGUCUUAGGACCUCUGUCACAAAUAGAUGACUUCAAUCCCACAAAUUAUGUGCUUGAAAUCCAGACACUGCCAUACAAAUGAGAGGUGACUGGUGGCCAGCAUACCCUAACUAGAGGUCCCUUCUCGAGAACAGCUUUCUAAGGAUUCUGUCGUAGUCACCUGCUACCGUACCAAUAUGGGGGCCACUAGCCACACAUGCCUAAUUAAAUUGGUGAAGAUGAAAUUAAAUUUAAAAUUCAAUUCACUGAUAUACUAGCCACACUGCAAGCACUCAAAAGCCGUAUGUGACUAAUGGCUAAUGUUUUAGACAGCAGAGGUAUAGAAUAUUUUUCUCAUUCCAGAAAGUUCAAUGAACAGUGCUGGUCUAAAUAUUUUACUUUACCUUCCUGUGUCCACACCCAGGAAUACCUUCCAGUUGUCCAGGCAGCCAUAGUUGUAAUGAUUCCUAAAAACCUAGAGCAAAGAAAAACAUGUUUCUAUGAAUCCUUUUCCUUAAACCAAUUUUGAGCCUAAAUUGGCCAGGCAAGUUCUGGAUUUCAUGAUGCCUGCCUUAGUUGGCCCUGACCAUGGCCUCUGUUUAUAGGAUGGCAGGCUCAGUUACCUACCCAUCCCUCCACCCCAAUCCCGGCCCUACUCACUCUGCCCUUGGCCUGCAGUCGGCGUCGCUCCUUCUUGUUGAUGUGCCUUUCGAUACUAGUCUCACCUCGACUGAUGAGAACAGCGUGCCAUACAGUUAGGGCACCCAGGGCAAGUGCCACGGAACUGAGAAAAGAGGGGCAAAGGUCAUGGGGUAGUGUGGAGGGAGUGAGAGGCCAUGCGUAGGCCUGAAAUUGAGCUGAGCAACAGUGACUGCCUAGGGGCUUAUGUCUAAGUCUGCCUUAACUCCCAGCGUACGUGUCCUAGACGAACUUUUACUUCACUGCAUCCAUGAAAAAGCAUCAAUGUGGGCUAAGAAUAAAUGAUGUGGAAAGCAA